This is a messenger RNA of Maudiozyma barnettii, 2874 nucleotides long. RefSeq names its product protein kinase PTK2 (gene PTK2). Lineage: Eukaryota; Fungi; Ascomycota; Saccharomycetes; Saccharomycetales; Saccharomycetaceae. Gene Ontology annotation, molecular function: protein serine/threonine kinase activity; ATP binding; tau-protein kinase activity. Gene Ontology annotation, biological process: intracellular signal transduction; microtubule cytoskeleton organization; protein phosphorylation. Bases 1 to 2874 code for a protein of 957 amino acids. The record is from RefSeq and is a predicted model, not a curated record. Gene Ontology annotation, cellular component: cytoplasm. The transcript has a single exon.
AUGGGGUCUGAUUCAAAGAAUUUACAGAGAAGUCAAUCUGUUAGUACUUUGAAAUUAUUAGGGCAAAAAUUAUUAAAUACAAAAUCUCAUGAUAAUGCACAAUAUUUAGAUAAUAGCUCAACUAAUGGUAUAACUCCUUUGAGGAGAAAACCAACAAGUUCUAAACCGAAUAGUUCUAAAACUGCUACUGAAAAUGUCGUAACAGACCAUGACACUAGACAUAGAUCAAGUUCCAUCUUUUCGAGAUUGAAUAAUAACGGGAGUCCCUCAGGGAAUGGAUCUCCAACUACAAUUCGUCCUGUGAAAUCAAGUGCCGCUAUUGUGAACCUGAUGGCUCAUAGUAGUAAUCCAUUCGUUAAAAAAACAGCUGUAAGAAGUGAUGAAGAUGAAGAUGAAAAUGGAGAGUCUGAGUCUGAAUCUGAAUCUGAUACUGAUUCGGAUAAGGAAACAGAAAAUUUGAAAAGUAAAGAUAUGGAUGCAAAUGAUAAUGAACUUGUAAAAAUCAAUCCCGAUGAUGCAGUUCAUACCAUUAACUCUACUGAACAACAACAUCAUCACCAUAAAGAAAAAUCUCCUAGUGUUGUUGACCAUCAGCAUCCUCACCAUCAUCAUCAUCGUCAUCAUCAUGAUAAUGAAGAUUCUGCAGAAGAAAAUAGCGAUAUCACCAGUGAACAUGGUCAUCACCAUCAUCAUCAUCAUCACCAUCAUCACCAACAACAUAACAAUAUUGAUAAUAUUGAUAAUAUUGAGAAUUCCUCCUCGGUUACACUAGGAACUAACGAAUCAUCUUCAAAUGCCUUACCUCACAUAAAUGCUAUCGAUAAGAAAAUUGAAUCAACAGAGACAGAGACUGCCAAGACUACCAAUACAACGUCAAAGGCACGUCCUCAUCACGUUUCUGUUAGUAAAAAAUUGAAUAAGCCUUCAACUGAUGCUUCUCUUUCUACAGAAGAACAUCAUAAGAGACUACCUCAUAGAUCCAAGAGUUUUGCUACUCAUAGUCUUUCAGGUGAACUCGCUUUGUCUAACCUAGAUUCUUCUUCUUCAAGAAAUAGUAGUCAAACUAAUUUAAUCUAUAACCCAUACGGUUUAAAUCCCAACGCUCCAAGUAGACCAGGAACAGCUUUUGCAGAAACGGCUGCCCAAGAUGGUAACGAUUUGAGUUUUUAUUUACAUGAUGGUAAUGAAAAGAUUCGUAUGCUGCCUUUACCGAUUGCUAAUCCAAAUGAUUGGUUACCUGAAAAUUUACAUCAAUAUAGUAUUACAUUAUCAGACAAUUUUGUAUUUGACCCAAAUAAUAAGCCUAUAGGUUCGGGUGGUUCCAGCGAAGUGAGAAAAGUUAGAUCAUCAUUCCAAAAGAAGGAUGUAUAUGCUUUAAAGAAACUGAAUAUGAUAUACCAUGAAACUCCAGAUAAAUUUUACAAGAGAUGUUCGAAAGAAUUUGUUAUUGCAAAACAACUAAGUCACAGUAUUCAUAUUACUUGUACAUUUGAACUUGUUAAGGUUCCUACUACUACGUAUACUACCAGAGGUUGGGGGUUUGUUAUGGAACUUGGUAAAUGUGAUUUAUUCCAAUUGAUCGAGAAGACAGGUUGGAAAAGUGUCCCAGUCAAUGAAAAAUACUGUAUCUUUAAACAAAUUGCCAACGGUAUUAAAUUCUGUCAUGAUAAUGGUGUUGCUCAUAGAGAUAUCAAGCCAGAAAAUGUAUUAUUAUCACCCGAUGGUGUAUGUAAGUUAACAGAUUUUGGAAUUUCUUGUUGGUCUCAUGAAAUCCCAGAUGAUUUCACAUCUCCAAUUAAAUUAUGCGAAGGUAUGCUAGGCUCUCCACCUUUCACUCCACCUGAAGUAAUGUAUUUCGAUUCUAAGAAACAUUACCCAGAAAAAUUCCAAAAACCAUUUAAUCCAUUAAGCAUGGACACAUAUGCACUGGGGAUAAUGCUGUACACAUUGGUGAAUAAUGUGAUUCCAUUUAUCGAAUCCUGUAAUACAGAUGCUAGAUUCAGAGACUAUGAUCAAUCCUAUAAUAAUUUCAUUCAAUAUCAAAACAAGACCUUUAGAGUCAAGGGUUCGCAUAAGGCAGGUCCAGGUGCAGAAUAUAGUAUGGCAAGAAAUUUCCAAAAUGGUGAUGCAUCUCGUGUAGCAUGGAGACUAGCAGACCCGGAUUAUGAAACGAGAUAUACUAUGGAAGACCUAUUUGAAGAUCCUUGGUUCCAAAGUAUUCAAACUUGCGUAGACCCUGAUGACCACAGUUAUAUCACCAAGAGACCAAUGAUCAAAGUUUCCUCAGUCCCUGGUGCUCAGUCUCCAAUACCAGACGCCACUCCAGGUAGCGAAGUUGCAAGCGUAACAUCUUUAGUUUCAGGCUCUCCUCAACCUAGUGCUAAUCCACAUGAGUCUAGUGUUGACGAUAAAUCUGUUACUAGCUCUGUAAAACCAAGAUCUAUGGUAGAAAUAGCUCAAGCACCUAUAAAACCAAAGACAAGCAAGAAAGUAAAGGAUUUGAGUAAACCUAGUGAUAAUAUCUCUACACUCGAUCCAGCCUUGAAGAGCAGAUUAAAUAAAAUGGAUAUUGAAGAUGCCCAAGAAUCCGUCGAUAAUAUUUUGGACAAGGUAAUACCUUCCACACCAUCUGAUCAAGAAAUAACAAAAGAUGGGGGAAAGAACGUUGCAACAGAAAAUAAACCUGACAUAGCUGCAUUAUCUAAGAAACUAACUUCGGCUUCUAUAAGCAGCAAUGCCUCCGUUGCAUCUCCAAAUAGGACUACUGCUAACAUUACAACACCGGCAACAAAGAAGUUGGUUAUUCACCACCACCUGGAUAUAACAAACAGCGUAGUGUCUCCAAUGUCAUUUAGUAACGUAGUUUCAAGGUAG